Messenger RNA from Octodon degus (degu), 3060 nucleotides. It is a transcript of the gene Stx17, whose product is annotated as syntaxin 17. The coding region runs from base 130 to 1038 and encodes 302 amino acids. Gene Ontology annotation, biological process: vesicle fusion; intracellular protein transport; exocytosis. Gene Ontology annotation, molecular function: SNAP receptor activity; SNARE binding. The record is from RefSeq and is a predicted model, not a curated record. Gene Ontology annotation, cellular component: SNARE complex; autophagosome membrane; plasma membrane. NCBI's taxonomy places the organism in Eukaryota, Metazoa, Chordata, Mammalia, Rodentia, Octodontidae. The transcript is spliced from 8 exons.
GUCAGAGGCAUGUGUAAUUCUGAUCUGGAAAAAAAAAAUCGGAAUCCAGGAAAGCAAGCUAUAAGGUUUUUUGUGUGAUUGGAGAAUACAGUUGGAAGUGGAAGUGGAACCUACAAAAUAUCUUUUAGGAUGUUUGAAGAUGACGAAAAAGUGAAAUUACGCCGUCUUGAACCAGCUAUCCAGAAAUUCACUAAGAUAGUAAUCCCAACAGAUCUGGACAGGUUACGUAAACACCAGAUAAAUAUUGAGAAGUAUCAACGCUGCAGAAUCUGGGACAAGUUACAUGAAGAGCAUAUCAAUGCAGGACGUACAGUUCAGCAACUCCGCUCUAAUAUUCGAGAAAUGGAAAAGCUUUGUUUGAAAGUCCGAAAAGAUGACUUGAUACUUCUGAAGAGAAUGAUAGAUCCUGUUAAAGAAGAGGCAUCAGCAGCAACAGCAGAAUUUCUCCAACUCCAUUUGGAAUCUGUUGAAGAACUUAAGAAACAGUGUAGUGAUGAAGAAACUCUAAUAGAGCCUUCUUUGACUAGAUCCAUGACUGUUGGUGGAGCAAUUCACACACCUGAAGCGGAAGCUGGUUCUCAAAGUUUGACUCAGAUAUAUGCAUUGCCUGAAAUUCCUCGAGAUCAAAAUGCUGCAGAAUCAUGGGAAACCCUAGAAGCGGAUUUAAUUGAACUUAGCCAACUGGUCACUGAUUUCUCUAUCCUAGUAAAUUCUCAGCAGGAGAAGAUUGACAGCAUUGCAGACCAUGUCAACACUGCUGCUGUGAAUGUUGAAGAGGGAACCAAAAACUUGGGGAAGGCUGCAAAAUACAAGCUGGCAGCUCUGCCUGUGGCAGGUGCACUCAUCGGAGGAAUGGUGGGGGGUCCGAUUGGCCUCCUUGCAGGCUUCAAAGUGGCAGGAAUUGCAGCUGCACUUGGUGGUGGGGUGUUAGGCUUCACAGGUGGAAAAUUGAUACAAAGAAGGAAACAGAAAAUGAUGGAGAAGCUCACUUCCAGCUGUCCAGAUCUUCACAGCCAAACUGACAAAAAAUGCAGUUAAAAACCAGACUUUGGUAUUUCUGGCACCAGCGUGUUCAUCCUAACAAGCACCUUGCUGCUGUUGGACACUCAGUUGGCUUUUGGAACACUACGUGUCAGGACAGUGGCUCCGGAUGCCCGAAUGCGACUGAACCUUGAGAGUAGAUGUGUCUUCUUUUGCUGGGUGUUGAUGGAGAUUCUAGGGAUGGAGGAGCUAAGGGUGUGUAAUGUCCUGAGGCCAAAUUUAAAGAUUGUCAAGGAGCAGAUUUUCUGCCUGCAAAUGUGAAAAUUGAAUUUAAAACUUGGUUUAGGACUAUAUAUCCUUGAAUUGGAGACCUUUGGACUAAGUAUUUCUCAGACAUAUUAGUGUUAAAAGAAUGGGAGGUCAGAAGGUAUUCUAUCAGAUAGGGAACUCCACACAACUAGGGGUACAGGUGACCUCCAACAUGGAAUCUAGGGGGUGAACCCAACUGUAGUGUGAGCCAGCUUACAUUAUUUUUAGGUGAGGGAAAGUAAUAGUAUAAGAAAAUGGAAAGAGGCCCAGUUUCUCUUUCAGAUGUCAUUUGUGACACUGGCUUCUUUCCAGAACUCUUCUUCUGCUCUCUUUAAGUAAAGAGCCCUGAAUACCAAGUGGUGGAAGACAUACUGAGCCAGUCACCAGGCUCACUGUGCCAGACUGACUCCUACCACCUCAACCAUCCAGUGCCCUUUUUUUCUCUCCUUUGUGACUUUGCAAAGCUUUUCAGUUUGUGGGGUGAAUGCUACUGCUGUGUAAUGAGCACUUUUCUCAUCAUCUGCCUUCCCAUCUCUACCCUUUCCUGUGACCUUUAAGUUUAAAAAGGAAAUGAGGAAAACUUCCAGUCUCCAAAAUUGUUAGUUUGGGCUAAAAAUGAGGAGGCCCAAAAAUUAUGAAACCAUAUUCUGGGGUACUUCCUGGUUUUGAGGAGCUGAUGGACUGACCCACUACACAAGGGGCUUCUUCUGUAUCCUGUUCAACCUGCCUUUUGGGGAACAAGGAACUAACUUUCUACCUCACUGCCAUUACAACUAGCCACUCCUCAGGCUUCUGUCUCUCCUAUACUUUCCACAUUUCCUGUUUCUUCCCAAAAAUGCCAUUUAUGCUUAACUUUUUCCCAAUGCUUUAGGGGUGACAAAGCCUGGUCCCAAGACUCGGUCCCAAUAAGGAAUUUGCAGUGCUAAUACCAACACUUGACAUUGACAUCAAGCAUGGUACAGCCCAACUCCAUGUCUGUUUCAAGUAGAAAAAGGGUUUACACUUUAAAAACAAGGAUUAGAGGCAGCCUCACCAUACCCCUAACUCAGAGUAAGGAGGGAACUGCUUUUUUGCCUUACUUUUUUUUUUUUUUCCUGAGGUCAGGAGUGGGAGCAGGCAGUUGCUUACCAGGAGCUCGGUGGUUUAUCAUGUAGCUUCUCUCUUGCUGAGGUUACUUUAAGUAACUUUGCUACCUGUCAUUUCUGUGUCUAAAGAGAUCGCUUUCCAAUUUUUGAGUUUCAUCAAUGAAUUCUGAAUGAGACAGCACCAUGUAGCACUGCUCUUAAAUAAUUGACAAGUAGCAACUAUUAUUUGCUUACUUACAUCUUAAGUACAAAAGAAAAAAACUGAGUAAGGGUCAGAUUCUGAUCCCAUAUGUGACAAUGGACAACAAGGUUGGGAUAAUUACUUUUUUUCCAUUCUUGGGAUUGAACCCAGAGUCUUCCCAGUGAGCUACAUCCCCAGUCACUGGUUUACAUUUUGAGACAGGGUCUUGCUGGAUCACUGAGUUGCCAGGGCUGAGCUCCAACUUGUGAUCUUUCUGUUUCAGCUUCCCAGAGUGCUGGAAUUGCAGGUGCAGCUGCCAUGCCCAGCUUGCUAUCCACGCUUCCUAUUCUUUGGCCCUUGCUGUCCUUCUUCCAAGCUGUUCAAACCCAAAUGAAAAUCAGAACUCACACAGGUGUUUAAAACAAGACUUCCAGGGCUGGAGAUACAGCUCAGCAGAUAAGGGCCUUUCUGGCAAGCACAAGGUCCUGAGUUUGGUCCCUGGUA